AGGCUACCACCAUUCUUAUUUCUGAUGCCCGUUGAUCAUUGCAUUGACGUACAUUAACGCGCAGGUGUAAUGGAUAAGUGUUGUCGGUAUAUUUUGAUGUCUGGAUUUGCUCUUUUAAGUUACAUAUGUUCUGCCAGAGAGCAGUAUGGAACAAUAUCAGUGGUAGGGCCUGCGUUUGUGAACAGGGAAGUAACACUGAAAGCAACACCGUUCAGUCCUUGGGGGUGUGACGUAGUAUGGAGAUACUUAAUGGAAAAUGGCACACUAUUACAAACAAUAAAUGGGUCACAUGUUAUAACAUAUUCGGAGGAUGGGUCAUUCUUUCUGAAAUGGUGGGCUUCAAUUGAAUACAACAGAUCCGACUUCUACGCCGGAUGUUCAACAAACACAACGAUAAGAACACGCUUAAUAUCUUUAAAUCUGAAAGAUAUUGUUGGAAAUUGUGGAGCUCUUUUCUUACUAAGCCCGGUUGUUCGGCGCGCGGACGUCAAACUUGGAUAUUUUCCGUCUGACUAUUUUAUACGGCUUCAAACAAAAACCAGACGAACAUGGAAGAAAAACAUCCAUGACAUACAGCUACAAGAAGGUUUUUGCGAAGAGGAAAUGGUUUCUGAAUAUUUGUACAUAUUGACAUUAUUUAACUUCGAAGAAAGAGAUGAAGGAACAUAUACUUUAAGUUGCAGUCAAGGUGGCAACACGGAAUCUAUGCAGCUUCAUAUUCAAGAGCCACCAAGUUAUCCAGUUAUCGGUCCAAAAUCGGCUGACUUUAAUACAACAGGAUGCAUAUAUGUUGAUCAGGGCUCCGACUUGUAUUGCAAAACUGAAAAUGGAACAGAACCUGUACAAGUAGAACUUUUAUUUGGCCAUGAUUUAUUUAUUUUUGCUGAAAGCAAAUGGAACAAAGGAGUGUACCGUUUCCAAAACGUUUCUCAACAAAUGGAUGGACUGUCGAGACGGAAUGUGACAUGCCUAGUUUCAAAUGCAGCCACUGUAACGCCAUACGAAGUACACGGCAUUCUAUGUAACGUAGAGAAUGGAAGCCAGCCCAUACUUACUGUUCCUGAAUUUCUUUUUGGAGAAAGCUCUUCACCAAUAUGUGAAGUGCGCAAUGCUGUCCCUGCUCCGGCAAUAGAACUACGCAUUGGCGAAAUUUUGCUAGCAAAUGUUCAACAAAUCGAUUUAUUUAAUGGAUCUUCUCAUACGUUUACUAGCACAGCAACGACGACAAAGACUAACAAACUGUGGAAUGGAAAAGAUAUGUGCUGCACCAGGAAAAGCAAAUACGAUUUUGGUAUUAAAAAUGUUGCAGUAUGCAAAACGAUUAAUAUGAAAUUUCCCCCUACUGGCAUUUCGAUGUCCGUAAACAAAACACAUGACUACAACAACAAUAUUUCUGCAUGUUUCCUACAUGUGUCUUGUCAAACAAAUGAAUCAAAUCCACCUUGCACGAUUGAAUGGUCAAGCGACAACAAUAAUUUGAGAUACAUUCAGAGAAACAACUGGUCGAAUGGUGACAGUGAGGGUUACCGUUCAUUUUCAAACGUACUUUACAAAAUGACAAAAAACAUGGCUGGGGGAACAAUAACAUGUUCAACAAGAUGCGAUCAUUUCCCAUCUCAUUUCAAUAUAAAUGACUCAUUGUCUUUUAAAGGUGACCCGACAUUGCAUUUGAACACGACAUCACCUAUUAACUUAUAUCCGAAUACUACAGUGACAGUCAAAUGUUUUGUUGAUGAUUGCAAUGUAAAAGGGCAAUGGACGUUUCGAUGGGAAACUGAAAAUAAGACUGAAAUAAAGACUUGUAAAAAAACAGAGGAAUGCCUUUUGACACUGAAUUAUACGGGAGAUGAAGUGAUGACAUACAUUUGCAGCGCAUGGAAAUUAGAAGAGCUUCUGAGAAACUCCUUGACAGUUUUAAACUCAUUGACAGAAGGUUGUCCGACUCUGUAUUUGAACGCGACAUCACCUGUUGAUUUACAUCCAAAAAUGAAAUUGAUCGUCAAAUGUUUUGUUGAUGACUGCCAUGUAACAGGGCAAUGGACGUUUCGAUGGGAAGAUGAAAAUAAGACUGAAAUAACGUCUUGUAAACAAACAAAGGAAUGCCUGUUUACACUGAAUUAUACGGGAGAUGAAGAGAUGAUAUACAUUUGUAUCGCAUGGAAAUCAGACGAGCUUCUGAGCCUUUCAUUGACAGUUUUAAACACAAUAACAGAAGAUGUAACAACCAACCCUGCACAAGAUGUUACCCAACAAUGGUAUACGCCGGUCAUUUACGCCGUGUCGGGAACAAUUGUAGGUUUAACACUAGCAACGCUUACCGGACUUCUAUGUUGGCGAUGCAAACAUCAUGUUUAUGAAACGCUUCUACGUCGAAGAAGAACUGCAGGCAAAGAGCGAAGUGCACAUGUGUACGAUGAUGUUCAGUCUAAUGUAGAGACAACUGCGCUUCACAAUCUAAGAGGAGUGUCUGCACGAGCCAUCGAGAACAAAGACGCACCACCACAAUUGGAUAUGGAAGGUGACCAAGCCCGUUCAAACGAGACUGUCAGUCACUACGACUAUGUGGAUACCCCAUCCGCUGACAGAGACCGUCGAACAGACGCACCAAAUGAAAAUUAUAUCCAUGCUAUAUAACCGAUUAAGCAACUUAUCAAAAUAAUAUUUAUGGAUACGGAUUUGUGUGAUUUGAAAAUAAUAUAACCUUUAUAAUUUCGCUGAUCGUUUCAAAGCCGUAAUUUGAUAAUUUAUUGUUAGUAAAUGUAUUGAUAUUGUUUUACGUUGGUAUUCUGUUAUGCACUUUUUGCUUGUUAUACAUUUAACACGUGUGCAUUUAUUUUUAGAUAGCAAUAAAAGGUGCAAAUUAUUUAUAAAUCAUUCUCAAUUUCUGAUUUGCUGCGUAUUAUUCAAACUAUCUCCUUUAUCUAUCAUCCCAAUCAUAUGUUAACGUCAAUUGUAUUUAUAGUAUUUACCGAAUCGCGUUUUAGCUUUUUACUCCAGGCGCUCAAAUUUGA
Mya arenaria is the source of this 3011-nucleotide messenger RNA. RefSeq lists its product as uncharacterized. The record is from RefSeq and is a predicted model, not a curated record. The transcript is spliced from 11 exons. NCBI's taxonomy places the organism in Eukaryota, Metazoa, Mollusca, Bivalvia, Myida, Myidae. Bases 70 to 2634 code for a protein of 854 amino acids.